Molecule: messenger RNA, 1665 nt
Organism: Aspergillus piperis CBS 112811
Lineage: Eukaryota; Fungi; Ascomycota; Eurotiomycetes; Eurotiales; Aspergillaceae
Product: potassium channel family protein
Exons: 3
Coding region: 1-1665 (554 amino acids)
Biological process (GO): potassium ion transmembrane transport; stabilization of membrane potential
Cellular component (GO): membrane
Molecular function (GO): potassium ion leak channel activity
Source: RefSeq, a predicted model, not a curated record
AUGUCUCGCUGGUGGCUCGCGUGUACCAGCUUCCCUGUUCUGGCGGGAACUAUGAGCGCCAUGGCCACUGUAUUCGGUAUUUGUGCAGUUAGCUAUGGAUGGCUUGAAAUUGAUUCUUCUGAUGUGGAAAGUGUGGUAGUAGUGCAGAGUGCUUGGUGGGCCGUCACGAUCACGGCUAUAUCGCUCGCACUCUCCGCCACAGCUGACCUUGCCCUCCUUCUGAUCAUGAUGCUCAAAUUGGAUGCAGUGAGAGGAUACCUCGCGACGGCUUUACUCUACUUCGUAUCCUCUAUGCUCCUAUUCAGUCUAAUCGGCGUGACUGUGGACCAACCACCCUAUACCAACCCCCCUCAAACACUGCAAUAUACGCAGAACUUCUACUACGGCAUCUUCGCCGCCACUCUCUACCUCUUCAUCGCAGCGCUCCUAGCAAUCUACGCAUGCGGCGUCCGUACCAUCCACCUAAGCAUGCAAGACCGCCGCAUCAUCGAAAACACAAGCAUCGUGCUGCGCGCCUUCACGCUCGCCGCAUUCCUCCUCGGCGGCGCAGCCAUCUACAUCCCCAUUGAAGCAUGGUCCCUAACAGACUCCCUCUACUGGUCCGCAUACACCAUCCUAACAAUCGGAAUCGGCAACAUCGUCCCGAAGACCCAUCUCGGCCGUAGUCUCCUAAUCCCCUACGCGACGGGAGGCAUCACCUGUCUAGGACUAUUCGUCAGUUCGAUCGCCUCCGUUUCAAGGAAGAUGGGCGAGCUGCGCCUGAAGUUCGAGCUCGAGGCAGAAGGUAUCCAUCUCCACGAGACACCACAUCGCGACAUCGUCAGAAUUAGGCAAAUCAAAUCCCACUGGCAAAGCCGUCACCGCUGGAUCGUAUUCAUUUUCUCUUCGUGCGCAUGGCUCCUUCUCUGGCUCGUCAGCGCCCGCAUUUUCAAGUCCUCCGAGCGGGGCCAGGGAUGGACGUAUUUUGAGUCAUUGUAUUUCACGUUCGUGUCGCUGACGACGAUCGGAUACGGGGACUUCUAUCCAACGAGUAAUCUGGGAAAGUCGUUCUUUGUGUUUUGGGCCCUGCUGGCAGUGCCGGUUAUGACGACGUUAAUUGGGGUUGUUGGUCAGGUCGGGUUUCAUACGGUGGUUUAUUUUGUCAAGAGGGCUGGGAGGGGGUGGUGGUCGUGGGGAUUUUGUGCAGGGCGUAUUGGUGCGUUUUUGGAUGGGAGGAGGCUGGAUAUGCCUGCUUCUGCUGGGGGGGGAGCAGGUUUGAGUGUGUCCGGUGCUGUCGAUAUAGAAAGACAGUACUGCCCAGCUUUGCAUGACACACUGAGUCUCCUCCCACUUGAGAGGCAACGCCCAGAUAACUACUUCAGUUCUGCGGAACACAGACUCCACCUCACCGAGGAGAUCAAGAUUCUUGUGGACAUCCUGAAGGAAGACAGCAGAGACAUCGAUCUACAUCGUGAAUGGGCACGUAUUGUAUCUCUGCUCCGUGUUGAUGGAGACGACGGAGAAGAAGUGCUUGCGGCUGAGAGUCAUCGUCAGCAGGUAAUCAGAGAGGUGAUGUCUGUGAAUCAGUCGACGGCGGAAAGAAAUAAGGAGAUUCUGUGGAUGGUCAAGUUGCUGGUUGAGAAGUUGUGCUUUUGUUUGAGGGAGAAUAUAGGUGAGGGUAGAUAG